AUGGCCCGGACGGCGUCAGGUGCAACCCGACCUUCGGAUCUCAUCUCAUGGUCUCGUAAUGGCUUUAUUGCCUAUGCCUGUCCUGUCCAGCACUCUAAAGACAAUCUCUUACUCACUUAUCUAGAAAACGUCAACGGCAAUUCGUGGAAACUUGCUGAGCCUCAGAGUAUUUCGGUCAAACUAGAGAACAACUUCCUCUCUGAGUUGGCGUUGGUGGAAUGGAGUUACCUUAGCACUGACUUGGCUAUCUCCGAUGUCUAUGGCAAUUUCUACAUUCUUCUUGCUGGAAUAGGCUUGCUAGAGCCUGGUAGUGAAAAACUGACAGUCAAUCUGGAUUCGUCAGGUGCGGCAUCAACAGCGGCGGCUAGUCAGAAUUCACCGAGCUACGAAUUGACCUCGUACAACCAUAUGGAAAUGAUCUAUCGAGAUAUCAUCAACCAGGACCCCGCGCUUCCCGUGAACCCUGGCGCUGCUAUUGUUUCUUUCAGUUGGUUAAACAUCGAAAAGGUCCAGAUCAUCAACAAGCCGGCAGCUUUAGUGACUUUGGAGAACCAAAAUUCCUCAAACUCCCCCUUUGUCUAUACUUAUGGAGUGAACCAAUUCCAGCCACACGGAGUCACGCAUCCGAUUCUGACCAAACAGGCAUGUGUAGCGUUGCGACAGAAUGGCCAGUUUACUCUCUAUUUCCAAGGGGAACAUAAGGUGGAGUACCACAAAACGUCUGUAGCGCUCAGUGACGAUAUCGUAAUUAUCACCAAAGCCUCCAUAGGUUUUACCAACGACAAGCAAAUAGUCGUGACAGCAUAUGAUUCUGUAACCAGAAACAUCUCGACUUAUUCUGUCACUGUAGAUUGGGGUUUUCUCGUCGAAUCUGCCAAACGACAGAAGGUGGAUCCUCAUUACCAUACACCCAAAGAAGAGCAUAAGACUCCCAAAUUGAACGUGACCAGGAUCCUGGCCUCGAUUCCGGUGCCCACGUUCUUGGCAGCAGCAGAGGAGGAGGGAAUGGAUAUGGACAAGAUGGACGUAGACGCAGACUCAGAAGACGGAAAUCAGCCGCUGUACCAAAUAGGAAGCCUAGCUUCGAUCGAUAUCAUAUCUGCUGGGGCCGAAAAGGACUCAUCUUUAGAUAUCCUUAUCAGCUACACUUUUGAAGACGGUUCUGGUAUAGCUUCUUCCACUAUCUACAGAUAUAGUUUGAGCGAAGAACUGGAGCUUAUACUGAGCGCGUUUGGCGAAUUGGGAGUUCGUAAAAAUGUAACUGCACCAGCAAAUAGUCCAACAGUACAAACUGUGACUUUGCAAGACAAGCUAAUACGUUCAGGCACGAUCCAGUCGAUAACGACAGCGUUGUCAGACUACUUCAUUCUCUUGUAUUAUCUUGAUGGCCAUGUAGACGUUGUAGACAGAAACCUGAUGAAAAUCGUCAACAAUUCCGACGAUACUAAUUUACCUCCAAAGACUAUUUCGUCGAUAUUCGAUGUCGGCUUCAACUUCCCAAAAAUCGACAACAGCUCCAAUCUCAUUAUGGCCGUUUCGCCCAACCUCACAUCUGUAGCUUACGCCGACUUCAAGGGAGGGUCUACUCGGUUGAAUUUGAAAGUUUUUGAAAAGGAAAAAUACCUUGGAAUUUCUCCCAAGGAACUCUUUGCUACGUCAGUGGGGUUUGCCUUCCGUCAUGCCUACGCUUGUUACACCAAUACGUGUUCUGACGAUUUAGUUGCUUUGAUUCAAACUGAAAUCGUGCGACUUCAAAUUCUGCUUCAAAAGACUAUCACUGAUAAACCACACAAUAUAGAAAUGAUCAUCAAGAAGUUUGUGGAGUCAAUUGUAAGCGAAUCUCAUAAAGCAAUAAACUUCCAACUCGAUGCUUUCAACAAGGAAUCUGUAGACAAGUUGCUUUCCAAUCCUCCAUUACAGAAGUUGUUAUCGUUGCAAUUGGUUCUUGGGGAAUUGCAGGAUAAAAACUCCAUAGUGAGCGACAUUGCCUGGAUAGUCUUGAACUUGAGGAGUACGAGUUUCGGCAUCAUGUUCCUGUUGUCUAGUAUCUAUAGGCAGAUCUCCAAG
Molecule: messenger RNA, 2067 nt
Organism: Scheffersomyces stipitis CBS 6054
Lineage: Eukaryota; Fungi; Ascomycota; Pichiomycetes; Serinales; Debaryomycetaceae
Gene: MED16
Product: Med16p
Exons: 2
Biological process (GO): positive regulation of DNA-templated transcription
Cellular component (GO): mediator complex
Source: RefSeq, a predicted model, not a curated record